AUGUCUUUAUUGAUAAUCCUAGCGUCCUGUGUAAUUCACACUGGAAAGAAGCCAUUUAAGGGUAAAGAAUGUGGAAGAGGUUUAAGUUCAGACACAGCAUUGAUCCAGCAUCAGAGAAUCCACACUGGGGAAAAGCCCUAUGAAUGUAAGGAGUGUGGCAAGGCCUUCAGUAGCAGUAGCAGCUCUGUGUUCCUUCAGCACCACAGAUUCCAUACUGGGGAGAAAUUCUAUGAAUGUAAUGAAUGUUGGAAGACUUUCAGUUGUAGGUCAAGCUUUAUUGUUCAUCAGCAAAUGCAUACUGGGGAGAAGCCCUAUGAAUGUAAGGAAUGUGGGAAACAUUUACGCUCUAACACAGCCUUGACUCAACAUCAGAGAAUCCACACUGGGGAAAAGUCCUGUAAAUGUAAGGAGUGUGGGAAGGCAUUCAAUCAGAAAAUCACUCUCAUUCAGCAUGAGCGAUUUCACACUAGUGAGAAACCUUAUAAAUGUAAGGUGUGUGGGAAAACCUUCAGCUGGUGUGGAAGAUUCAUUCUGCACCAGAAACUACACAUCCAGAAGACUCCUGCCCAAGAGUAG
Orycteropus afer afer is the source of this 576-nucleotide messenger RNA. RefSeq names its product zinc finger protein 620 (gene ZNF620). The coding region runs from base 1 to 576 and encodes 191 amino acids. Gene Ontology annotation, biological process: regulation of transcription by RNA polymerase II. The record is from RefSeq and is a predicted model, not a curated record. The transcript is spliced from 2 exons. NCBI's taxonomy places the organism in Eukaryota, Metazoa, Chordata, Mammalia, Tubulidentata, Orycteropodidae. Gene Ontology annotation, molecular function: DNA-binding transcription factor activity; RNA polymerase II cis-regulatory region sequence-specific DNA binding.